Laccaria bicolor S238N-H82 is the source of this 1973-nucleotide messenger RNA. Its product is annotated as UTP-glucose-1-phosphate uridylyltransferase. The transcript is spliced from 12 exons. Gene Ontology annotation, cellular component: cytoplasm. Lineage: Eukaryota; Fungi; Basidiomycota; Agaricomycetes; Agaricales; Hydnangiaceae. Gene Ontology annotation, biological process: UDP-alpha-D-glucose metabolic process; glycogen metabolic process. Gene Ontology annotation, molecular function: UTP:glucose-1-phosphate uridylyltransferase activity. The record is from RefSeq and is a predicted model, not a curated record. The coding region runs from base 14 to 1528 and encodes 504 amino acids.
CCACAACCUCAACAUGUCGAGCUCGUUGAUGCCCCGCAGCGACUCCUUCAACGCACGCGUUCGCGGCACCAGCCACAUUGAUUUCAAAACGGCUACCACUGGCGUCGCCGCGAAGGCAAUGCGCAAUGAGAUCAGCCGCCUCGUAGCCACCGUUGACGACCCCGCCACAAAAAAGGCGUUCGACACAGAGAUGCAGUCCUUCUUCUAUCUCUUCACCCGCUAUCUCGCCGAGCGCGCAAAAAGCGUUGACCUCGAUUGGGAUCGGAUCAAGUCCCCCGCUGCAGAUCAAAUUGUUCCCUAUGCAGACCUCCCCAAGCCAAAGGAUACCAAGAAUCUGAGCAAACUCGCUGUUCUCAAAGUCAAUGGUGGUCUUGGAACAUCCAUGGGCAUGACCGGAGCCAAGAGUGCUCUGGAGGUCAAGGAUGACAUGACCUUCCUCGAUCUGACCGUGAGGCAGAUUGAGCAUCUGAACACGACCAGCCGCGUCGAUGUCCCCCUCAUCCUCAUGACCUCUUUCAACACGCAUGAUGAUACCCUUCGCAUCAUCAAGAAAUAUGCGAACCAACAAUUACGCAUUACCACCUUCAAUCAGUCCCGAUACCCCAGGAUCUUCAAAGAAACUCUGCUUCCAUCCCCCAAGCGUGCUGACGACGACAAGAAGAACUGGUACCCCCCCGGUCACGGUGAUUUGUACAAUGCUCUCUUGCACUCCGGCGUCCUUGACCAACUACUGGCCGAGGGCAAGGAGUACCUCUUCGUGUCCAACUCAGACAAUUUGGGAGCUGUCGUCGAUGAAAGCAUCUUGCAACACAUGAUCGAUACUAAAGCAGAGUUCCUCAUGGAGGUGACGGACAAGACCAAAGCUGACAUCAAGGGUGGAACCUUGAUUGAUUAUGAUGGUUCAAUCCGAUUGCUUGAAAUUGCUCAAGUUCCUUCAGAACACGUGGAGGAUUUCAAAUCAAUUCGCAAGUUCAAGAUCUUCAACACGAACAAUCUGUGGAUCAAUUUGAAAGCCCUCAAGAAUGUUAUGGAGAACGAAGGCAUGGAGUUGGAGAUCAUCAUCAACCCCAAGACCACGGAUGAUGGUCAUGCUGUUGUUCAGUUGGAGACUGCUGCUGGAGCUGCCAUCAAGCACUUCAAGAACGCGCACGGUAUUAACGUGCCCCGCAAGCGUUUCCUUCCUGUCAAGAGUUGCUCCGAUCUCCUUCUCAUCAAGAGCGACAUUUAUUCUCUUCAACAUGGACAACUUGUCAUCAACGAGCAGAGGAUGUUUGAAACGACUCCCGUUAUCAAGCUUGGAGACCACUUCAAGAAGAUCCAACAAUUCCAGAAGCGGUUCAAGAAGAUCCCUAAGAUCUUGGAACUUGAUCACUUGACUGUCACUGGAGACGUGUAUUUUGGUCGCAAUGUCACCCUUCGCGGAACCGUGAUUGUUGUUGCCAAUGAGGGGCAGAGGAUCGAUAUUCCAGACGGCUGCAUUUUGGAGAACAGGCUGUUGUCAGGCAACUUGAACAUGAUUGAGCUUUAAUUUGAGGGAGUUUCGCGUUUAGAAUGGAUCCCAAGAUGGCAUCAUGGACUUUUUCAGAAAAUAACUUCGGACGAUUUUGCGUGUCCUUGCCUGGGUUUUAUUCUAGUGUGACUUUCCUUCAAAUUUCAUCUGGCGGCUGGAUUUCGAGCUAUGCCAUUCGCUUUUGUUGUCUGCUCGUUGUCGUCAGGAUGUGCCCCCUACUACAUUACACUUGAAACCGCAAUUAUACCUGGAGCUUUGAGAGCAUACAACCUUUUGAACCAUUGAUCGACUUAUGAAAGUCGAUGUCAAGACUGGUGCAGUGAAAACUUCAUCCUCCAAGAAAUCAAUUCUGGCUGAUGACCAAACCUGUCUUAAGUAUGUACAUGUAACUGACUGUUAAGGUACGAUCCGGUGAAGCAUAAGUAAGUAUCCUCCUGUAGCACUACAGUUCCUAAAUAAUGGG